ACUCUCACGACGUCACUCAUCAUCUUAACUCUUAAGUCUCUUUUCACACCAUCCACCAUUAGAACCGAUCUUGCUCUAUCUCUCUUUCUCAGACACACAUAUAUGUCCACUUCUUGUCCUCAGACUAAACCGAACCGGAUCAAAACCAGCUUCGGAGAUCGGUGUUUACUCAUGGCUAAGCAGCAAAGAACUAGGCUUUAUAUACUUCGACGUUGUGUUUCUAUGUUGCUUUGUUGGCACGACCACUCUAUUCAUGAUUAGAGGAAGGAAAGAGACAAUCUUUGUCGGAAGCAUGAACCGGAACUGACCAAGAAGUAGAUAGAUAUCAGAAGAAGAAUGUUUUUGUGGUUUAGUAGAGUUUGUGGUUCUUUUUUUAACUUUGAGAACUCUUUGGGGAAUCUUUGUAAUUUGAGAAAGAUUCUAAUGAAUGGGCCUUUUGGGCUUUUGUGUACAACUGUGAAAUAGCAUAUGAUCCUUUUUAUUUUGGGUA
This is a messenger RNA of Capsella rubella, 490 nucleotides long. RefSeq lists its product as uncharacterized. Lineage: Eukaryota; Viridiplantae; Streptophyta; Magnoliopsida; Brassicales; Brassicaceae. The transcript has a single exon. The record is from RefSeq and is a predicted model, not a curated record. Gene Ontology annotation, biological process: negative regulation of cell population proliferation. Bases 103 to 261 code for a protein of 52 amino acids.